AUGGGAACUCGAGGUUUAUAUUGCUUCUUGUAUAAAGGAGUAUAUUAUAUAAUCUACAAUCAUUGGGACUCAUAUCCUAAAGGGUUAGGAGAAGCUCUUCUUAGACAACUUCAAGGAUUUAGUUUGGAAGAAUUACGUGAAAGAUUGGUAAAUAGUAUUAUUGUGUGCGAUGAAAUAUAUCCAGAACUUACACCAGAAUUUGUAGAUAAUUUUCGAACAUUCAUCAUACAAGACGAGCCUUAUUUUGAAUCUUGGUUAUGUCGUUCUUCCAUGUAUAUAAAAGAUAAUGAGACAGGAAACCUUGAAGCCAUUAUUAGGCGUAGCUCAGGAGCAUUUUACACCUGGAUGUGUAAGACAUAUGACUCUUCAGAAGAAAAAUGGUCCUUCUUACUAAGAAGACUUUUUUCUGUAGAUGGACUUUGUCUAAAAAAGGCAUUAUCUUUAGGUUAUUUGCUCCUUGAAGAACCUCCAACCAACGAAGCUCCAGAGAUUGAUUGUAGUAGUGAUAUCAAAUGGAUAUAUAUUAUAGAUUUAGAUCAUGAAAGGUUCUUGGUGAAAAAUAAACAAGAUGUUGUAUGGGAAUUCGAACUUCAAAAAUUAUUGAUGGAUGUUGGUGAUCCAGAAAAGUCAUUGGUGAAGAAGUUGAUUUAA
Messenger RNA from Entrophospora candida, 651 nucleotides. Lineage: Eukaryota; Fungi; Glomeromycota; Glomeromycetes; Entrophosporales; Entrophosporaceae. The record is from the annotation of a GenBank genome assembly.